Messenger RNA from Larimichthys crocea (large yellow croaker), 4268 nucleotides. It is a transcript of the gene ap3b1a, whose product is annotated as adaptor related protein complex 3 subunit beta 1a. The transcript has 27 exons. Gene Ontology annotation, biological process: vesicle-mediated transport; intracellular protein transport. NCBI's taxonomy places the organism in Eukaryota, Metazoa, Chordata, Actinopteri, Sciaenidae. The record is from RefSeq and is a predicted model, not a curated record. Gene Ontology annotation, cellular component: membrane coat; clathrin adaptor complex; AP-3 adaptor complex. Bases 184 to 3507 code for a protein of 1107 amino acids.
UGUAGAUCUACACCUGGAGCCCUGCGUCAUGUGACACCAACUUGUCCAGCUCACACUUCCGUUACUGCGUGUGAGAAGAAGAAGAAGAAAAAGUUGAGGUGAAAUCUCGGAGAAAGUUUUUUUUUUUUCCUCCAACAUAUCUCCGAGUUUAUGAGUUUAUAAUCCAAAAAAUAUCGCGGAGCAAUGUCGACGAGCGCCUUGUACAACGACCAGGGAGGAGCGGAGACCGCGGUGGAAGCGGGUCAGGAGAGCACCCCGACCUCCUCCAGCUCCGGAGCCGCCUUCGGACUGUUCAGCAGCGACUUCAAGAAGAAUGAAGACCUUAAAGAGAUGUUGGAGAGCAACAAGGAGUCGCUCAAACUGGAGGCCAUGAAAAGGGUCGUUGGGCUGAUCGCCAAAGGGAAGAACUCGUCCGAGCUGUUUCCUGCCGUCGUGAAGAACGUCGCGAGCAAGAACAUCGAGCUUAAGAAGCUUGUGUAUGUGUACCUGGUGAGGUAUGCAGAGGAGCAGCAGGACCUGGCUUUGCUAUCCAUCAGCACCUUCCAGCGGGCCCUCAAGGACCCAAACCAGUUCAUUCGUGCCAGCGCACUGAGGGUUCUGUCCAGUAUCCGGGUUCCCAUAAUUGUCCCCAUCAUGAUGCUGGCCAUCAAGGAGGCGGCAGCCGACCUGUCCCCAUAUGUCAGGAAGACGUCGGCCCACGCUAUCCAGAAACUCUACAGCCUGGAUCCAGAGCAGAAAGAGCAGCUGAUCGAAGUGAUAGAGAAACUAUUGAAAGACAAAAGCACACUGGUGGCCGGCAGCGUGGUGAUGGCUUUCGAGGAAGUGUGCCCGGAUCGCAUUGACCUGAUCCACAAGAACUACAGAAAGCUGUGUAACCUGCUGGUGGACGUGGAGGAGUGGGGACAGGUGGUCAUCAUCUCCAUGCUGACCCGCUACGCCAGGACGCAGUUCACCAGUCCCUGGAAGGAGGGUGCCGUGUUUGAUGAGAACAACGACAAGACGUUCUAUGAGUCCGACUCGGAGGAGAGAAAAGAGCAGACGGAGGCCAAGCCCUACGUCAUGGAUCCAGAUCACAGGCUGCUGCUCAGGAACACCAAACCUCUGCUGCAGAGCAGGAACACUGCUGUGGUGAUGUGCGUCGCUCAGCUCUACUGGCAUCUGGCCCCAAAACACGAAGUCAACAUUGUCACCAAGUCACUGGUUCGACUACUAAGAAGCCACAGAGAGGUGCAGUACAUCGUGCUUCAGAAUAUCGCCACCAUGUCCAUCCAGAGGAAGGGGAUGUUCGAGCCCUUCAUGAAGAGCUUCUAUGUGAGAUCUACAGAUGCCACACACAUCAAAACACUGAAGUUGGAGAUCCUGACCAACCUCGCCAACGAAGCCAACAUCUCUACUAUUCUGAGAGAGUUUCAGACCUAUGUGAAGAGUCAGGACAAGGCAUUCGCGGCGGCCACCAUUCAGGCCAUCGGCAGGUGCGCCACCAACAUCUCUGAGGUGACGGACACUUGUCUGAACGGUCUGGUGCUGCUGCUUUCCAACAGAGACGAGACCGUGGUGGCAGAGAGCGUCGUGGUGAUCAAGAAGCUGCUUCAGACUCAGCCCACCCAGCACAGCGAGAUCAUCAAACACAUGGCCAAGCUCUUCGACAACAUCACUGUCCCCAUGGCACGAGCCAGCAUCCUCUGGCUGAUGGGGGAGUACUGCGAGAGGGUGCCAAAGAUCGCACCUGAUGUUCUCCGUAAGAUGGCAAAGACUUUCACCGCAGAGGAGGACAUUGUGAAGCUGCAGACUGUCAACCUGGCAGCCAAACUCUACCUGACCAACUCCAAGCAGACCAAGCUGCUGACCCAGUACAUCCUGAACCUCGGCAAAUACGACCAGAACUACGACAUCCGAGACCGAACGCGCUUCAUCAGACAGCUGAUAGUGCCCAGCGAGAAGAGCGGCGCCCUCAACAAGUACGCUCGACGCAUCCUCCUGGCGCCCAAACCGGCCCCGGUGCUCGAGUCCGCCUUCAAAGAUCGAGACCGUUUCCAGCUGGGCACUCUCUCCCACAGCCUCAAUAUCAAAGCCAGUGGAUACCAGGAGCUCUCAGACUGGCCGGCUGUUGCUCCCGACCAGUCUGUGAGGAACGUGGAGGUCAUUGAGCCGGUGAAGGAGUGGGUACCGCUGGUUGGGAAGACGAAGAAAUCCAAAUCUGAAGACAAGUUUUACUCGGACGACGAAGAGGAGAAAGAAGAGGACGGAUCUGAGAGCAGCGGCAGUGAAGACACGAGCAGCAGCAGCAGCGGCGGCAGCAGCAGCAGUGAAGAGUCGGGCAGUGAGAGUGAGGAGGAAAGCAGCAAAGAGUCUGAGAAGACCUCCAGCGAUUCUGGACAAAGUUCCAGCGGGUCUGAAAAGAGUUCCAGUGAAUCCGAAUCCGAACAAAAGAAGAAGAAGAAGAAGAAGACCAAGAAGGCGCCGCCGAAGAAAAACAAGCCGACUGCCGCUGACAGUGACUCGGAUGAAAACGGUAACGGACCCGUAGCCCAAGCCAGCAGCUCGUCACCCGAAAGCUCCUCCGGCUCAGAGACGGACUCCGAGGACGACUCGGAUUCAGACUCCCACACAGCACAGAAGAAGAAGAGUGAACCAAAGUCCAAACCCAAGGUGGAGGUGAAGUCCAAGAAGGAAGUCUCCUUACUGGAUUUAGACGACUUUUCUCCGGCACCCACAAACACCCCAAAGUCUUCGGUCGUGUCUCCGAGCCUGCUGUCCGACCUCGAGGGCCUUUCUCUCUCCAACAUCUCCUCCACCAUGCAGGUCACCACUCCAUCUUUCGGCCCCGUGAAAACCUACGAGCUGCUUCACCACAUGACAGGAAAAGGUCUAUCAGCCAAAUACCAUUUCCCCAGGCAGCCCUGUUUGUACCAGCCCAGUAUGGUGGCUGUGCAGGUCACGCUGACCAACGGUUCAGACCACAGCCUGGAGGAGAUCCAUAUAGGCGACCGAAACCCAGCCAGCCUCAACAUCCACUGCUUUAACACCAUCGAGCGUCUGGAGCCAGAGGCCUCGGUGACGGUUUCCAUGGGUAUUGACUUCAGCGACUCUACACAAGCAGCCAACUUCCAGUUGUGCACCAAGGAGGACCAGUUCAGUGUGUCCAUCCAGCCCGCUGUGGGAGAGCUGCUAAUGCCCAGCUCCAUGACAGAACAGGACUUCUGCAAGGAGCAAGGUAAACUCCUGGGCAUGAACGAGACCUCGGCAACCAUCACCAUGGCAACAGCAAACGCCUCAAGACAGGUCAUCAGCAAGCAGGUCCUGUCGGUCGCCAACGUAGGCGUGGUUACGUCCGGCCAGAACGACUUCCACAGGUUUGCCGGGCGGACGGUCAGCAGCUCGGCCGUGGUCCUGGUGUCGCUGGAGCAGAAGGAAGCGUCCGCCGCCCUCCUCACCAUCAACACAGAGAAAAGCGUCAUGGCGUCCAUGUUGCUCCGAGACCUCAAACAAGCUCUCGCCCAGGCGUAGUCCGCCACCUUCUCCUCCCUACUCCCUUUAGUAAAGGUAAAGGGGAGCAGCACUUCAUUAAAGAUUUCAUUUUAUCUCUGAGCUUUAGGACAAACUCGCGGUACUUUCAUCCAAAACCACAGAAACCGAAGAACCAGAACUUGAACUUUUGUUCUCACGGAGAACGAACUGGAAACUGGAAGAGCACUGGUGCAGUGUUUUCUUAUUUUUACGGUCUGUGGUUUGGAUUGUCCUGAAUCGCAGAGAUAACUCUGUGAAAGUCUUGAAUGGAGUGUUGAGCUCCUUUUUAAAACUCACCGACGGCGACAGAAGUGGUUUUAAAUCUUAAAAACAUCAGCAUCAUGUACAAACAUCUGUACGUACACUGGGAGAACGAUCCCUCCCCAACUUGCAGUGCCAACUGAGACCAAAGCAUCGACAUCCGACUGUAGCUCAGUGACAUCUGUGCCCGAGCCGAGCGUUUGCGUUGAUGGACUUUGUUCUUUUAGUGCCAAGAAACCCAAAAAAGAAAGAUCAGUCCACUGUCGUUACAUUAAAAAUCUUCGGAGGCCGUUGCGACACCAAACCGGCCUCUGAGCCCUGACGUAGUUUUACAUUCCGACCUUUACGCUGCCCCCGAAACACGUUUCUUAAAGUGCCUUCUACGUGACAUUAAUGUUAUUUAGAAAAAAACCCAAACAUGUUAGACUCAAAUCGACAAGUUCUUUUUAUCUGUAUCGCCUUUGCUGAACAAUAAAAAGUGAAUUUAUUGAAACACUAAA